Messenger RNA from Tetrahymena thermophila SB210, 444 nucleotides. Its product is annotated as kinase domain protein. The transcript has 6 exons. NCBI's taxonomy places the organism in Eukaryota, Ciliophora, Oligohymenophorea, Hymenostomatida, Tetrahymenidae. The record is from RefSeq and is a predicted model, not a curated record.
AUGUAAUUGUUUGGCGAAGCAUUAUCACAAUGCACAAAAUUAAGAAUUUUGAAGUUAAAUCUAUAAAACAAUUUAAUUGGACCUUACGGAGUAAAUGUGAUUAGUUAUGGAUUUUUAAACUAUAUAAAUUUAAAUAAGUUGACAUUGAAUCUUUAUAACACUAAAAUUGGACCACAUGGUUUACAAUAUUUAUCAAAACAUCUAGCGUUUUGUAAAAACCUCACAUUUUUGUCAAUAAAUGUUUCUAAGAAUAACGUCGGUAACUUUGGAGCUUCUUCUUUGGGAAAAGGUUUAGAAGAUCUUAAAAAUCUAGAAUACUUGAAUAUUGAUUUAUCAUAAGGUAAUGAAGUUAGAGUUUUAGGUGCUUAAAAUUUAGGUAGUGGAUUUGGGAAUCUAAAAAAUUAUGGUUUAAGCUAAAAAGUAUUUUUUAAAAAUUUAGUUUGA